Molecule: messenger RNA, 2425 nt
Organism: Physcomitrium patens
Lineage: Eukaryota; Viridiplantae; Streptophyta; Bryopsida; Funariales; Funariaceae
Product: pyruvate kinase, cytosolic isozyme
Biological process (GO): glycolytic process
Molecular function (GO): magnesium ion binding; pyruvate kinase activity; potassium ion binding
Source: RefSeq, a predicted model, not a curated record
CACCCAAUCAUGCCCUUCCCUCACUCUCAAGCUUGCAGAUCGACGUCAAGCAGACCCAAAACCAUCCCUGGCUGAUUGUCUUACAGCUGACGCAUUCGCAUUCAUUCGCCUCGGUGCGUCGUGGUCUCACAGUCUGCAAAACAGAGCCACUUUGCGCUUUUUUGUAAUGAUGGUCCAGUCUGGGUUUUAUUGAGGAUUCGGGGUCGACUUUUUAUUUUUAGUCGUGGGAUUGCGCGGCGGAGGGUUUCCAUGUGGGUUGUCUAAUUUUGGGUCUUGGCACUGUUGCUGCUGUGAGAGAUCCGAGCAGGGUCUGCACUGCGCUGCGUACCUACCCAAAUUGUCUCGUGGCUGUGAGCGCGCGUGUUCCCGUGUCUUUGCUUUGGCUGCGUUUGUCAGAGAAGGCUGCUGUCAUAGAGCCAGGAUCCGUGAGGAGGGAGGGUAGUCCAAGCCUACGCUUCAACCGGAUAUAGGAGGUUGUUUUCUUGCGCAUCGAGCUCAACCUUGCAGGCUGCUGUCAUGACGACCACCACUUACACGGAUAUGGUCACUUUGCUCAGCGACACGCUGCAAACAGACGACGGACACUCCAGAGUUUCGAAAACGAAGAUUGUUUGCACUCUGGGCCCCAAGUCAAGAGAAGUGCCGAUUCUGGAGAAGCUUUUGAGAGCGGGCAUGAACGUUGCCCGCUUCAACUUCUCCCAUGGUACGUUCGAGUAUCACCAAUACACACUGGAUAAUCUUCGGCAGGCGCAGCUGAACACGGGGAUCAUGUGCGCGGUGCUUCUUGACACAAAGGGACCGGAGAUCCGAACCGGGCAACACAAGACGGGGAAGCCUAUGAAGCUCAUCCGCGGCAAGGAGAUAUGGAUUACCACGGACUACUCUCAUUUGGGGGACGAGCAUAUGAUUUGCAUGAGCUAUCCGAAGCUGGCGGAGCACGUAUCGCCUGGGACCGAGAUUUUGUGUUCGGACGGAACCAUCACCUUCACGGUGCUAGAAUGCGACGUGGCAAGAGGAAUGGUGAGGUGCAGGUGUGAGAACACAACCAUGCUCGGGGAGAAGAAGAACGUGAAUCUGCCUGGUGUCGUGGUGGACUUGCCGACCAUUACGACGAAGGAUACUGAUGACAUUGUGCAAUGGGGCAUUCCCAACAAGAUUGAUUUCAUCGCUGCUUCAUUCGUGAGAAAAGGGGAGGACGUCAAGAAGAUCAGAGCGCUUCUUGGAAGCCACGCAAAAACGAUCCAGAUCAUCUCCAAGGUGGAGAAUCAAGAAGGAUUGGUGAACUUCGACGAUAUCCUUAGAGAAACCGACGGCAUUAUGGUAGCCAGAGGCGAUCUAGGGAUGGAGAUUCCCACCGAGAAGAUCUUCCUGGCGCAGAAGAUGAUGAUCUACAAGUGCAACUCUGCCGGAAAGCCUGUGAUCACUGCGACUCAGAUGCUGGAGUCCAUGAUCAAGUACCCUCGUCCCACUCGCGCAGAAGCCACAGACGUGGCGAAUGCUGUGCUCGAUGGCACCGACUGCGUCAUGCUCAGUGGCGAAACUGCGAAUGGCUCUUACCCUGACCUUGCAGUGGCGGUGAUGUCCCGCAUCUGCCAGGAAGCCGAGGCCUCUCUCGACUAUUCGGCCAUCUUCAAAGAGAUCAUGAAGUCGGUCCCACUGCCCAUGAGCCCGUUGGAGAGCUUGGCUUCAUCUGCAGUGCGGUGUGCGAAGAAGGUCCGAGCGUCGCUGAUCAUCGUCCUCACGCGCGGCGGCACCACCGCCAAGCUGGUGGCCAAGUACCGCCCUUCGGUACCCAUCUUGUCCGUGGCAGUGCCGGUCUUAACCACCGACAGCCUCACAUGGGAGAUCAGCGAGGAAUCUCCUGCCAGACACAGCUUGGUCUGUCGCGGCCUCCUGUCGCUGCUCGCUGAGGGGUCCGCCAAGGCCACCGACUCGGAAUCCACCGACGCUAUCCUCGGCGCGGCUCUAGAUCACGCCUUGAAGCGGAAGCUGUGCAUUGUUGGAGACUCUGUUGUUGCGAUCCACAGAAUCGGCGCCGCGUCUGUUAUCAAGAUCGUCGAGGUCAAGGAGAAGGUAGUCAAGGUGGCGGCAUGAAGACGAGGGGCGAGUGCAUCGUCUCGACUGCACCCAAAUCCGUAAUUAGUUUAUACCAAGGUUGAGCAAUUAAUACAGGAAUUAUUUUCGCCGUUUAUGGCAGCGUAUGGAUGUAUUAUAGCUCGUUUUAGUAAAUUUCUUCUGGAACAUGCUUCAACAGCGGGAACUUGUACUUUCUCCUGCUCUUCGAGGUAGGAUUUGUUGAAGCGAGUUUCGGAGUAUUGAGCGCGUCCGAAAAAUGUUGAAGAUAUGUUCGAUAGCGUGCUAACAAUCGCCACGAUGAUCUUUCAGAAGGAAAAGCAAUCGAGAAAAGACCAGUUCUUACAACCAA